This is a messenger RNA of Nematolebias whitei (Rio pearlfish), 2556 nucleotides long. It is a transcript of the gene lrrc8db, whose product is annotated as leucine rich repeat containing 8 VRAC subunit Db. The coding region runs from base 1 to 2556 and encodes 851 amino acids. NCBI's taxonomy places the organism in Eukaryota, Metazoa, Chordata, Actinopteri, Cyprinodontiformes, Rivulidae. The record is from RefSeq and is a predicted model, not a curated record. The transcript has a single exon. Gene Ontology annotation, molecular function: protein binding.
AUGUUCACCCUCACAGAAGUAGCUUCUCUGAAUGACAUCCAACCAACCUACAGGAUUCUGAAACCAUGGUGGGAUGUCUUUAUGGAUUAUCUCGGUAUUGUCAUGCUGAUGCUGGCUAUAUUUUCUGGAACCAUGCAGCUAACCAAAGACCAAGUGGUAUGUCUUCCUAUCUUGGAGCAGACUUCAGAGGGUUCUGGAGGUUUCUAUGGAACCCAACCACCAGACCCAGCUGAUAGUUUCUGGAACAAAGAAAAUUCAAUUGGGGAGCAAGCCGCUCCUCUAAUGGCUAAAAGGCCUCCUAACAGUGUCUCUCCUACAAUUCACCUCCCCCAGUCUCCUGCUUUUGGGCAGCCCCAGCCUUCAAAUGUCAGGACCAAGCUGGAUUUUCAGCAAUAUGUUUUUGUCAACCAGAUGUGCUAUCAUGUUGCUCUUCCAUGGUAUUCCAAAUACUUCCCAUACCUUGCUCUAAUUCAUACUAUUGUAUUAAUGGUUAGUAGCAAUUUCUGGUUCAAAUACCCAAAGACAAGUUCAAAAGUAGAACAUUUUGUCUCCAUUCUUGGAAAAUGUUUUGAGUCCCCCUGGACUACCAAAGCUCUGUCUGAGACUGCUUGUGAGGACUCAGAAGAGAACAAGCAGAGGCUGGCUGGUGCAUCCUCUCUCCUUAAACAUCUGUCCACGUGCAGCGAGGAGGGCAGUCCAAACCAGUCGGCCCAAAUCUUGUCUAAAUCUGGUGUUGCCUUUUCUGCUGAAAAGCUUGUAAGUGAAAUUCCCUCCAUGACCAUACUGGACAAAAAAGAUGGUGAACAAGCAAAGGCUUUGUUUGAGAAAGUCCGGAAAUUCCGUGUCCAUGUGGAAGACAGUGACUUGAUUUACCGUCUUUAUGCUAUUCAGACAGUCAUCAAAACUGUAAAAUUUAUUUUGAUCUUGUCUUACACAACAACAUUUGUGGCAUCUAUCAACUUUAAUCAUGUGUGUGAACCCGAAAUAAAGCAUUUGACAGGAUAUGUCAAGUUCCACUGCACACAUAAUAUGGCUUUUAUGUUAAAAAAGCUUCUCAUCUGUUAUAUUGUGCUUAUAUGUGUUUAUGGUGUUAUCUGCAUUUACACACUGUUCUGGCUCUUUCGGCGACCUCUGAAGGAGUAUUCCUUUGAAAAAGUGAGAGAGGAGAGCAGUUUCAGUGACAUUCCUGAUGUUAAAAAUGAUUUUGCAUUUCUCCUCCACAUGGUUGACCAAUACGACCAGUUGUAUUCAAAGCGCUUUGGGGUUUUUCUUUCUGAGGUGAGUGAAAACAAACUUCGGGAGAUCAGCCUUAACCAUGAGUGGACCUAUGAGAAGUUGCGACAGCAUGUGACCCGCAAUCCACAAGAAAAGUUGGACCUUCAUCUUUUUAUGCUGUCUGGUGUACCGGAUGCUGUGUUUGACCUCACGGACCUGGAUAUUCUGAAAUUAGAAUUAAUCCCAGAGGCCAAGUUGACACCUAAGAUCUCACAAAUGAUCAACCUUCAGGAGUUGCACCUUUACCACUGUCCAGCCAAAGUUGAGCAGAAUGCUUUCAUUUUUCUCUGUGAUCACCUCCGGUGCCUGCAUGUCAAAUUCACAGAUGUUGCUGAGAUUCCUAGCUGGGUAUACUUGUUGAAAAAUCUGCGGGAGUUGUAUUUAGUUGGUAACCUGAAUUCUGAGAACAACAAGCUGAUUGGACUUGAGUCUCUGCGUGAUCUCAGGCACUUAAAGGUUUUGCAUCUGAAAAGCAACCUCACUAAGAUCCCAUCAAACAUAACGGAUCUGUCGCCACAUCUGCUCAGACUGCUUAUUCACAAUGAUGGCACGAAGCUUGUAGUGCUAAACACUUUGAAAAAAAUGAUUAAUCUUGCAGAGCUGGAGCUUCAUAACUGUGAGUUGGAACGAAUACCCCACGCAAUUUUCAGUUUGAACAACCUUCAGGAGCUUGAUCUGAAGUCCAACAACAUUCGGACCAUAGAGGAGGUCAUCAGCUUUCAGCACCUCAAAAGACUAAUUUGCCUCAAACUUUGGUACAACAAAAUUAUCAGUAUACCAUUGUCUAUCAGUCAAGUCAAAAACCUAGAGUCGCUUCAUUUCUCACACAACAAGCUAGAAUCUCUGCCCUUAUCAUUAUUUGCUCUUCUCAAGUUGAGAUACCUGGAUCUUAGCCAUAAUUCCAUAGCGAUAAUACCACCAGAAGUAGGCUUUCUGCAAAAUCUCCAACACUUUAACAUUGCAGGCAACAAGGUUGAGGUAGUCCCAAAGCAACUGUUCAAGUGCACAAUGCUAAGAAUCUUAUGCCUCAGCCACAACUGCAUCACCUCCAUUCCAGAGAAAAUUUGCUACCUCUCGCAGCUCACACACCUGGAAUUGAAGGGAAACUGUCUGGAUCGUCUCCCAGUUCAGCUUGGUCACUGCAGCCUCCUCCGCAGGAGCUGCCUGGUAGUAGAAGACCAUCUCUUUGACUCGCUCCCUAUAGAAGUCAAAGAAAAGAUAAAUCAGGAAGCUAGCGUUUCCUUUUCAAAUGGAUGUAAAUGUCAAAGUGAAGGACGGUAG